GGUUGGAGCCAUAAGGGAAAGAGAGGAAGAAUUAGCCUGUGUGUUUAUGUGGCUGUGCUCCAGUAAAUAUUUUGAUGCAUCUGCUGCCAGCUCUGGUCUGAGGGAAUCUAUCUAGCAUUUAAAUUUUGAUGGGGAGCUGUUUUGAAUAAUAACAGUGCAGCCGGCUGUGAGUCAGUGCAUGUGUGUUGACUGAAAAAAAAAAAAUCUCAAAGCUUAACGCUUGCUGAACGCUAACGCUGAGCUGCAGUGCUUUGCUUUUACCCUCCUCCUUUCUUUUUUCCCUUUUUUCCCAAAUAGAUUGUGGUUCAUUGGGGGGUGGGGGGAGCAACAAAAAAAAAAACCACCCUCACAAGUAGCUGUUGCAAUGGGUGCAGUAAUGGGUACAUUCUCUUCUCUACAAACCAGACAAAGAAGACCCUCAAAAGACUUCGCCCGAUGGUCUUACCUGUCUCAGAGAGAUAAAAUUGAAGAUGAAUUAGAAAUGACCACGGUGUGCUAUCGUCCAGAAGGACUGGAACAGCUUGAAGCACAAACCAAUUUCACAAAGAGGGAACUUCAAGUGCUUUACAGAGGAUUUAAAAAUGAAUGUCCUAGUGGGGUUGUUAAUGAAGAGACGUUCAAACAGAUCUAUGCACAGUUUUUUCCACAUGGAGAUGCUAGUAUGUAUGCCCAUUAUCUUUUCAAUGCGUUUGACACUACACAGACUGGAUCAGUGAAGUUUGAGGGUUUUGUGAUGGCACUAUCAACUUUGUUGAGAGGAACAGUUCAUGAAAAGCUAAGAUGGACAUUUAAUCUUUAUGACAUAAAUAAAGAUGGAUAUAUAAACAAGGAGGAAAUGAUGGAUAUAGUAAAGGCAAUUUAUGAUAUGAUGGGCAAGUACACAUAUCCUGUUCUCAAGCAAGAUGCUCCAAGACUGCACGUAGAAGUUUUCUUCCAGAAAAUGGAUAAAAACAAAGAUGGUGUUGUAACUCUAGAUGAGUUUAUUGAAUCAUGUCAGGAGGAUGACAAUAUUAUGAGAUCCUUACAGCUCUUUGAGAAUGUGAUGUAACAGCAUCUAGAAUGCAGCAUAGGAACCAGAGACUUUGUACGUAAUGAAAACCGUCUUUCUGGACGAAGGCUUUUUACAACUCAGCUAUGUUGCGUGAACAAGGAUUGUGUAAGGCAUCUCCAACUGAGCUUCGUUUCCGAAUGCAACAAACUCCCAUCUCUCCUCCCCAAGAGACACUGACUGGAAGUUAUUUCAUUUUGGAAGCAUGCUAAUAUUUUAAUAAAACCUGAUGAGUGAGACCUGCUGCUUGAAGUUUAAUGAAUAAUAUACAACAUUCUGUUUGCUAGUCACAAAUUCUGCUGCUUUUAAUCUAGCAAAUCUGAUUACAUCUGGUAGCACCAUGUCAAUAGCUUGCUAAGCCAUCUAUUGUGAGUGGAAGCUCAGUCCAUUCCAUCAUAGAACAACGUGUUGUAUAAAUGUCCUCUUUAUUUUGCUUUGGCAGAAACCUAAUGUACCAAGACAUCUAUGUUUAGAUUUUGAAAACUAACACCAGAUUUAUUUACUAUGUUAAAUGGAGGGUCCAGUUCAUUUAAAAACCAUAUAUCCCACUUUACUCAACAUUCCUGAUUUUUCUCUCACAUACACUGGUGUUACUCCAUUGAAUUUCAUGGAGUUGCUUCUGAUAUACACCAGCCAGAGGAGCAUUAAGCCAAUAUACAUUAGAAGAGCAGAAUACACUUUUCCAUAUACAAUUUCUACACGACAGAAUGAAUCCCAUUGAGUAACAUUGAGUUCCUGUAGGAGAAGAUGAUUUGAAUGGUCUGGAACUUUGGGGGGCAUGCUUUUACCAUUAAAUGCCCACCAGUAUUCCCAGCCACAAGGUGGGCCUCUAGUUUACAGUAUGCAUCUCCCACCAGAACCGCUUCAAUGGACCAUGGUCCUUUCUGUAUGGUUUGGAACACCGUUAAUAAAUACAUCAUUUGUAGUUUUACAUUGUUUUAAAGCAAGGUAUUUCCCAAUGUUUGGAUUUAUUUGAACUUUUAAAUUUUUCUUCUGAGAUCCCUCUUGGCUGCAAGAGUAAGGGAAUAUGUUUGGCCAAAUGCAGAGAGGCAAAUUAGAUCUUAGUACUCAGCAGGUCAAGUAACUGUCUCCACACAGGUUCACAGAGGGCACCGGGAAGGCUGAUUGCACUUGUACAGCAGAAAGCAGUUGUGACAGCAGGCAGGUAAAGGCAGAGGAACCAAGGAGGGAAAAGAGAACAACCUAACAUAGUCCAGGAUUGCCAUAGGCCUCCCGUAUAGGAAACACCUAUAUUUUUAUUAUAUCAGAGACUAUAUUACAAAUAUACUGUCAGCACUGAAAAUAUAUUUUAAAUAUUAGGUAAGUGGAAACUUUUUAUAAUAUGCAAAAUAUAUGGAAUCACUUGUUUCUAUAGCCCUAUAUUUUAUAAAGCCUAUUGAUCCACAGACAUAUUGCUGAUGUAGACAUAGUUCUGAUUGAUACCUGUGCGAUGCUGUGCUUGCACCACCGUCGAGGACACUCCUGUAACUCGUCCUGGCAUACACUUACACAGGUGCUGUGCUUGACUCAUGUGAGUAGCCCCACUGAAGUCAGCAGGGCUAUUCAAGUGAGGAAAGUUUUAGUGCAGGCAGGACUGGAGGCUUACUCUGCUUUUCUGGCUACCUCACACCAAACACCACCAAUGAGUUUGUUCCUACAAAAGAUGUAGGACAUGGUAACUCCCACCAGUGUGCUGUGCCUUGCAACGGGGGUGAGAUGCUGUGAGGGUAGCACAGUCCAGUUGUACUAUGUCUCCUCCAUCUAGCUAUUAUCUUGAUGAAUAAGUUUGUAGUAAGUCAAAGGUGGAAUAAAUCAGAAAUUAUAUCUUAUUGCCUCUUCAUUUUUCUUGCAAUCCCAGCUUAGGUACAGAAGCUUAGAUUUAAUGCAAGGCCAAUUUAUUUACACAAAGUGCAACUACAAAUUUUCAAUCUGAAUUAUUAAUUUCAUUUUACAAGAAAACAGCCAAAUAAAAGAAGGAAAAAAGUGAUUCAGAGUGACAGACAGUGUGUAUUUUCUGUAACAUGCUGCAUCAACUCUGCUCACAAAAUGGCAGAUGCAGCCUGUGGACUCCUAGAAAUUUAAAGAUGUAGUACACAAACUAAGAUUACUAGAGAGACAAGGUGGGCGAGGUAAUAUCUUUUAUUGAACCAACUUCUGUUGGUGAGAGAGACAAGCUUACACAGCGCUCUCCUUCACUUCAGCCUCACCCAUCUUGUCUAAUAUUCUGGGACCAAUGUGGCUACAAGACUGCAUACAAAAAUAAGAUUAUUUAUGAAAGUUGUCAGUUACAUACAUCCGAAGUGUGUGUGUUUGUGGGAGGAGCGGGAGGUGUCACAAGAGCCCAUAGACUGGGAAAAAACACUAAAUCAAGACAGUUCACGGAGAGGGGGUGAAUUUUAGGCACUGUCUUAUCAUAAUCUUAGACCAGUAGCUUUGAUAACCACCCUUCUCAGACCACUGUAAGCACAGUACCUGAGGCCACACCACAAUACCUAAGGCCAAAUUAAUUUCUUGGGUAACACCAUUGAGUUAAGUAGAAUUACAUCAGUGAUGAGUUUGGCCCCUGAUGUUUUUCUUGGUAUAAACUUUCAGAACUGCUAUAGUAAUGAUGCAAGUUAUCUUCUUGUUAGCUGGAGACAAAACUGUAGUGUGUUGAUUUGUUAAUCUGUGUACAGAGUCACUGCUGUACUAGCGUGUACUAUUGUCCAGACUGUUCUAAUGUUUAUAAGUACCUUCUGCUAAGUUUGGCCUCGAUUCAGCCACACACACAGCUUUAAGCACCUAAGCGUGUGAGAGGUCCCAUUGACUUCCACUGGAAUCAUUCAUGAUUGUGUAUUGCUGACUUGGGGCCUGAGUUAGUGGCAAUGCUGCUUUAGCUUCUCUUUUGGGGAGCCAAAGGCCCUGGGUACUGCUAUUGCCAUUAACCAUGGAUUCUGUAUGUGUAGGGUGGCCACAGAACAUCAAGGCCCUAAUUAUGCUCCCACUGAAGUCAAUGGUAAAACUCGCUUUGAUUUUAGUGGUGCAGGAUUGGGCCCUAUGACAGAAUGAUAAUGUUUCUACCCUGGGUUGAUACUUCAGUUCCAAUUACUGUUACUAAUACCUAAAAUAGCAGGAUUAGCACAUCUGGCAGCUGUAUCUUCACAUAUACUGUAGAAAGUAUUGGAAGCCAUUCCCCCUUAUUGAACAGUUCUAGUUGUAAAUUCAAAUGGUGACAGAGUAACUUUCUUUAAGAAACCAUGUAUUGUCCAUUGUAUCUUGUAUCUCAUCACACAAUUUAUCUGGCAAUGUCUCAUCCAUAGGCUGGUAUGCAUCGAUGCACAGUAAGCCUUCUCUUUAUGAACUGUUUGCAAAGCAUGCGUGGAUGAAAAAGAGCCAGUAACUGUGAGAGAAUUUUAUUCUGCUUGGAAAUGUCUUUUGGUUUUAAAUUCUCUAUGAAUGUUAGUUUGUAAACUUCCCAUGAUUCAUAAAUGGGGUUUGCAAUAUUUAUGGCAAAUACUUACUACUGCAGCUUAUUAAAUAAAACAUACUGUGAUAGUCUGAUCUCAUCCCAUCAUGAAUCCUACUACCUGUAUUUGGAAGGCAGUUACUGUGCUGGUUUCUAAGUUGCAAUUAGAAUAUCCAUCAGUGCUAUCAGCUGUACAUGUUUUCUCAAAAUUUUGAAUGUUUAAAUAACGGCCAGAUGAUUUGUCUGACUUAAUUCAUUAGUUAAUCUACAUAACCGUGCCAGCAGUUUUAAAGCACAUAACAUGCAUAUUAGGCAACAAAUCUAUUGAAAAUAAGAAUGUCAAUAAUGACGCAACAAAUGUAAUGUGUCUGCUACUUUUGAUGUUAGUUUUCCUGUUACUUUGAAAGCAUUGCAAUGUUGUGAGUAAUCAUGAAUAAUGUGACCCAUGAUGAUACUGAUAUCAUAAGAGAAAUGUCAAUGUUCAAAUGCUUUAAGCAGAAUAUUGGUAUCCCUGGAUUGUGACACAUGCUGAACAACAAACCACCAUUGUGUCAGCCUAAGAACUCUGUUGAUGCGUGUGCAGCAGUGUAACUUUUUUCUUCAUCAUGGAAGUCCCAUGAUUGACUUAAGAAGUAUGGGCAAAUAAUAUAAAUUGUGCUAACUGAAGCCAUUUUACUGGAGCAGCAAUGCAUCGCUUCACAAAUGCUAUUCUCCGAUGGCAAUUUGUAUGACAUUUUGUUGAACGGUUUUAAAGAUUUUGAGUUUAAUAAUAAAAAUAAAAGAUGUA
Chrysemys picta bellii (western painted turtle) is the source of this 5280-nucleotide messenger RNA. RefSeq names its product potassium voltage-gated channel interacting protein 1 (gene KCNIP1). Gene Ontology annotation, molecular function: transmembrane transporter binding; potassium channel regulator activity; calcium ion binding. NCBI's taxonomy places the organism in Eukaryota, Metazoa, Chordata, Testudines, Emydidae. Gene Ontology annotation, biological process: regulation of potassium ion transmembrane transport. The record is from RefSeq and is a predicted model, not a curated record. Gene Ontology annotation, cellular component: voltage-gated potassium channel complex.